Messenger RNA from Acanthosepion pharaonis, 1710 nucleotides. The record is from the annotation of a GenBank genome assembly. Lineage: Eukaryota; Metazoa; Mollusca; Cephalopoda; Sepiida; Sepiidae.
AUGCGAAUUUUAAAUCGUCUUUACCUCCUAUCUAAAGCAAUAAGCAUUCGUCAUCAACCCUCAGUAUCAAACGGACUUUACCUCCUGUCCAAAGCAACAAGCAUUCGUCACGAACCCUCAGUAUCAAACGGACUUUACCUCCUGUCCAAAGCAACAAGCAUUCGUCACGAAACCUCAGUAUCAAACGGACCUUACCUCCUGUCCAAAGCAACAAGCAUUCGUCACGAACCCUCAGUAUCAAACGGACCUUACCUCCUGUCCAAAGCAACAAGCAUUCGUCACGAACCCUCAGCAUCAAACGGACCUUACCUCCUGUCCAAAGCAACAAGCAUUCGUCACGAACCCUCAGUAUCAAACGGACCUUACCUCCUGUCCAAAGCAACAAGCAUUCGUCACGAACCCUCAGUAUCAAACGGACCUUACCUCCUGUCCAAAGCAACAAGCAUUCGUCACGAACCGUCAGUAUCAAACGGACUUUACCUCCUGUCCAAAGCAACAAGCAUUCGUCACGAAACCUCACUAUCAAACGGACCUUACCUCCUGUCCAAAGCAACAAGCAUUCGUCACGAACCAUCAGUAUCAAACGGACCUUAUCCUGUCCAAAGCAACAAGUAUUCGGACCCCUCAGUAUCAAACGGACCUCCUCCUGUCCAAAGCAACAAGUAUUCGUCACGAACCCUCAGUAUCAAACGGACCUUACCUCCUGUCCAAAGCAACAAGCAUUCGUCACGAACCAUCAGUAUCAAACGGACCUUACCUCCUGUCCAAAGCAACAAGCAUUCGUCACGAACCCUCAGUAUCAAACGGACCUUACCUCCUGUCCAAAGCAACAAGCAUUCGUCACGAACCCUCAGUAUCAAACGGAUCUUACCUCCUGUCCAAAACAACAAGCAUUUGUCACGAACCCUCAGCAUCAAACGGACCUUACCUCCUGUCCAAAGCAACAAGCAUUCGUCACGAACCCUCAGUAUCAAACGGAUCUUACCUCCUGUCCAAAGCAACAAGCAUUUGUCACGAACCCUCAGCAUCAAACGGACCUUACCUCCUGUCCAAAGCAACAAGCAUUCGUCACGAACCCUCAGUAUCAAACGGACCUUACCUCCUGUCCAAAGCAACAAGCAUUCGUCACGAACCCUCAGUAUCAAACGGACCUUACCUCCUGUCCAAAGCAACAAGCAUUCGUCACGAACCCUCAGUAUCAAACGGACCUUACCUCCUGUCCAAAACAACAAGCAUUCAUCACGAACCAUCAGUAUCAAACAGACCUUACCUCCUGUCCAAGCAACAACUAAGUCAGGAACCCACAAGUCUUCACACGUGGCAUUUGUAUCUCCUUUGGUCUAUACUUCAUUCUAUGUGAUGAACGUUUUCUUGCAACUUAUAUACUCGGUGGUUCUAUCUUGGUCGAACUUGUGUCUGAGUCUCAUAGCCGGCCGGGUUAAUUCUGUUUCUAAGACUCUUUGGAUUCUUCCUUUACCAAAAGAAAACAUUCAUAGACAAAGUUGCCUCCCUCCGUUUAUUCAAAACGUUUUUGACUAUUCCCUCUUCAAGAACAUUUGGCGCCAACCAUUACUAUUUUUGGCACGCAACAACGUUCGACCAUCAACAUCAAAUUCACGUUGCACAGAUUUGCUGGACCACUAUCCAGAAACCAGGAGUUCGACACUGCAUUCUAACUUGCUAACCUGUCAUGAACCAUUGAUAUUCUAA